Molecule: messenger RNA, 482 nt
Organism: Drosophila guanche
Lineage: Eukaryota; Metazoa; Arthropoda; Insecta; Diptera; Drosophilidae
Gene: ND-B14
Product: NADH dehydrogenase [ubiquinone] 1 alpha subcomplex subunit 6
Exons: 3
Coding region: 55-429 (124 amino acids)
Biological process (GO): response to oxidative stress
Source: RefSeq, a predicted model, not a curated record
ACUUUUGGCCGUACAAUUUUGCAAAGUACUUCGGCCGUAGAAAAAUAAAACGACAUGGCCGGACGUGAAGCCGUUAAACGGGCUGUGCAGCAGGUGCGUCCCAUUCUGUCCGUCGACAGGGAGGAGGCCCGCAAGCGUGCCCUCAACCUCUACAAAGCCUGGUACCGCCAGAUUCCCUAUAUCGUUAUGGACUACGAUAUUCCCAUGACCGUGGAGCAGUGCCGCUCCAAGUUGCGGGAGCAAUUUGUCAAGGAUCGCCAUGUAACCGACAUUCGCGUGAUUGACAUGCUCGUCAUCAAGGGGCAAAUGGAGCUGAAGGAGACGGUGGAGAUCUGGAAGCAAAAGGGCCACAUUAUGCGCUACUGGAAGGAGUCACAGGACCCCAAACCCACCGAUUUCCUCUCCAAAUUCAUUCAGGGCGUUCAUUAGAUAUUCAAAUUGAAAUAGUUUAAAUAUAUUCCAAGUUCGGAGUAAACAACAAA